CGCCUUACUGGGGCCUUUGCAGGAGGAAGAGCGAGCGUGCGCGCAUGCUCAGUCUUUCUGUGCUUCGGGUCCAUGAGAAGAACUCAAGAUGUUGAUGCCCAAGAAAAAUCGUAUUGCUAUCUAUGAACUCCUCUUCAAAGAGGGUGUAAUGGUAGCAAAAAAAGAUGUGCACAUGCCAAAGCAUCCUGAGUUAGCGGACAAAAAUGUCCCUAAUCUGCACGUAAUGAAGGCCAUGCAGUCUUUGAAAUCUCGUGGUUAUGUAAAGGAGCAGUUUGCAUGGCGACACUUCUACUGGUACUUGACGAAUGAGGGCAUCCAGUACCUACGUGAUUACCUUCACCUUCCCCCAGAAAUUGUUCCUGCUACAUUACGGCGCCAGACCCGUCCUGAGACUGCAAGGCCGAGGCCGAAAGGUCCAACUGAGGAUCGCCCUCGCCUUCGUGAAUCUGACAGAGACAAUUACAGACGGGCUGCUCCACUUGGAUCAGACAAGAAGGCAGAAGCUGGUGCUGGUGCAGCCACAGAAUUCCAAUUUAGAGGUGGAUUUGGCCGUGGACGUGGACAGCCUCAGUAAAUGUACACAACCUGUUCUGUAAAAUAAAAGUCAACUGAAGUGUA
Molecule: messenger RNA, 618 nt
Organism: Hypanus sabinus (Atlantic stingray)
Lineage: Eukaryota; Metazoa; Chordata; Chondrichthyes; Myliobatiformes; Dasyatidae
Gene: rps10
Product: ribosomal protein S10
Exons: 6
Coding region: 89-574 (161 amino acids)
Cellular component (GO): cytosolic small ribosomal subunit
Molecular function (GO): structural constituent of ribosome; RNA binding
Source: RefSeq, a predicted model, not a curated record